UUGUGAGGGAAUAGGGGAUUGUGCAAUGGUAGAUCAAACUCAGUUUAAUUUCGAGUGUUUGGAAAAAAGGAAAACAUGGGAAAAGAAUCCAGGGGGAGAGAGAAGAAACAAGAAAGCAAAUGGAGUUAGAAUUGCAAUUCCUUUGGAUGAUAUCUUACAAACUAAGGGAAUGUGUCGUAAAGAUGUUGCAAAUCAUCUCAAAGCAUCUCUAAACUGAAGAGUUCUUGUCGGGAGUAUGGAAUCCUCAGAUGGCCACCUCACAAUGAACACAAACUUAUCCGGCAAUCUCUCCCUAAAGAAACUCCCGUGGUUGUCGAUCAAGAGGGAAUCCCACAGUUGACUUCUCAUACUGUGCCUUCUAAUCAAGCCUUGACGGCUACUGUUGACACAAAUAGUGUUGUUGAAAAGGAAAUUCCGCCACUUCAGUUUUUGCCUACAGCUCAACAAAAGAACCUUGGUGCGGGUUUUGGCAACGAUGAAGCUGAAGCAAUUGGAGUGGGGGUUGAGGGAACAUGGGAGGCUAUAAUGGAAGAGGCCCAAUUGAAUUCAGGGUGUUUGGGAAAAAAAGGGAAAAGGAAGGUAAAUACCCCAGGAGGAAAGAGAUCGAGGUAACAACAGAACUACUGGAGUUAGAAUUGCAAUUUCAAAGGAAGAUAUCUUACAAACUAAGGGAAUGCGUCUUAUAGAUGCUGCGAAGCAUCUCGAAGUUAGCAAAUCUACGCUUAAGCGAGUAUGUCAAGAGUAUGAUAUCUACAGAUGGCCACCACGCAAGAAACAAGAACUUAUCGGUCAAUCUCGCCCCAAAAAAUCUCCCACGGAUGUUGAUCAAGAGCAAAUCCUUCAAUUGAAUCCUGAUACGUUGUUGUCUUCUAAUCAAGUCCCGGCUACUAGUGAUACAUAUAGUGUGAAGGUAAAGGUAAGGUGUGAAGAAGGAACAAUAAUGUUUCGGUUGUCUAGUCCAUCGAGAAAGGUAGAGCUGGAACAAGAAGUGAAAAAGAGGCUGUCAUUCGAGGAUGGCACUUAUAACAUCAAUUACAAAGAUGAGGAUGAGGAGUUGAUUUUAAUAAAUUGCGAUGAGGAUUUAGAGGAAUAUAUCUCCAGUUCCAGCGCGGGGGCAGCCGUUUGAUUGAGCUAUUUCUUAAACUAACGUAGCUCAUGAAUUUCGCUUGGCCAACUUGAAUCUUGGUACUGGAGCAU
Rhododendron vialii is the source of this 1197-nucleotide messenger RNA. RefSeq names its product protein NLP5-like. Bases 674 to 1126 code for a protein of 150 amino acids. The transcript has 3 exons. Gene Ontology annotation, molecular function: DNA-binding transcription factor activity; protein binding. The record is from RefSeq and is a predicted model, not a curated record. Lineage: Eukaryota; Viridiplantae; Streptophyta; Magnoliopsida; Ericales; Ericaceae.